CUCACUGGUCAAAGAGAGAGAAACGAAAACCCGAAAACCAGAGAGAGAGAGAGAGAAAUGGAGAGCGGCGCUGUGUUCGCAGGGCUACACCCUAACUCCCCUUCCCACCACCUUCUCCUCGGCCCUUCCCGCAGUGCUAUUAAGAUUCUUCCUCCCCCUAUUUCCACCGACCAUAAACUCCUUUCUCCCCAUUCUCUUUCUCUCCAGCUACAGAAGCAGACCCGUUUCGCUUCUUUCAGUAAUCACAGCAAUAACAAUGUUAAUUCUCUUCGAGUGGCCUCCCCCACUAGCAAUGUGGCAUCAGAAUUAGCUGACAUUGAUUGGGACAACCUUGGUUUUGGGCUUAUGCCGACUGAUUACAUGUACACGAUGAAGUGUUCCCAAGGCGAAACCUUUUCCAAAGGUGAAUUAAUCCGAUUCGGGAACAUCGAAUUGAGCCCGUCUGCUGGCGUUUUGAAUUACGGCCAGGGAUUGUUUGAAGGAUUAAAAGCUUAUAGGAAACACGACGGCAACAUUUUACUAUUCCGCCCCGAGGAAAACGGGCAACGCCUUAGAUUGGGGGCCGAACGAAUGUGCAUGCCUGCACCGACUGUGGAUCAGUUCGUGGAGGCUGUGAAAGCCACUGUUUUAGCCAACGAGAGAUGGAUUCCGCCACCGGGUAAAGGUUCUUUAUAUAUAAGACCGUUGCUUAUGGGGAGUGGAGCUGUUCUUGGUCUCGCACCUUCUCCCGAGUACACAUUCUUGAUUUACGUUUCCCCUGUUGGAAACUAUUUCAAGGAAGGUUUGGCACCGAUAAAUUUGAUAGUCGAGACUGAAAUUCAUAGAGCAACUCCUGGUGGUACUGGCGGAGUGAAGACUAUCGGAAAUUAUGCUGCUGUUCUACAGGCUCAGAGUGCUGCAAAAGCAAAAGGAUAUUCCGACGUUCUUUAUUUAGACAGCAUUAACAAAAAAUACUUGGAAGAAGUCUCCUCUUGCAACGUCUUUGUUGUCAAGGGCAAUGUAAUAUCGACUCCCGCAAUAAAAGGGACAAUCCUGCCAGGUAUCACACGAAAGAGCAUACUAGACGUUGCUCUUAGUCAAGGAUUCCAGGUGGAGGAACGCCAUGUGGCGGUAGAGGAACUGCUCGAUGCUGAUGAAGUGUUUUGCACUGGAACUGCUGUUGUGGUCUCACCUGUAGGCAGCAUAACAUAUCUUGGCAAAAGGGUGUCGUAUGGAAGCGAAGGAGUGGGGCGCGUGUCUCAGCAACUCUACUCAGCACUCACCAGCCUUCAAAUGGGGCUCACUGAGGAUAAAAUGGGUUGGAUAGUUGAGCUCAAGUAGCCUAUUUUUAUUUUUAUUAUUAUUAUUAUUUUUUAUUAUCAGUUGUUUUAAAUUUAUUUUCUUUUUCGCAUUUGUGGAAAAUUCGUGAGAACUAGAGUAAUGGAUUGUUGUAAUUUUGGCACUCUCGUUUUAUUUUGGACUCGUGACUCUGAAGUUCGCUUGCUCUUCGUAACGCUUGUGGGUGUUGAAUUUCUUUGUAUGGAUAAUAUUUACUAUUUUUUGUUUAGACAUAAUAAAUUGUCAAAUUAUAUUUCA
Molecule: messenger RNA, 1575 nt
Organism: Erythranthe guttata (spotted monkey flower)
Lineage: Eukaryota; Viridiplantae; Streptophyta; Magnoliopsida; Lamiales; Phrymaceae
Product: branched-chain amino acid aminotransferase 2, chloroplastic
Biological process (GO): branched-chain amino acid metabolic process
Cellular component (GO): chloroplast
Molecular function (GO): branched-chain-amino-acid:2-oxoglutarate transaminase activity
Source: RefSeq, a predicted model, not a curated record